Hibiscus syriacus is the source of this 921-nucleotide messenger RNA. RefSeq lists its product as uncharacterized. The transcript has 2 exons. The coding region runs from base 1 to 921 and encodes 306 amino acids. The record is from RefSeq and is a predicted model, not a curated record. NCBI's taxonomy places the organism in Eukaryota, Viridiplantae, Streptophyta, Magnoliopsida, Malvales, Malvaceae.
AUGAGCUUGCUCGAUAUAAUAACGAAGGCCUCAGCUAAUACUGAGCCGCACAGUUCUCUAGCAGAGCACCCCAUACUUCUAAACGCAGAUGAUAUUCUCCUCAAAUUAAAGCCUGAAGCUGAAAACCCCAUCCCACAUCGCUUAGAUGUUUUGAGUUUGGUUUUGGAAGCUUGUAUUAGUUUGGAAAUUUGGGAAUUGUUGGAGGUGUUGAUUGUUAAUGGCCUGAUUGACCAUUCUUGUUAUUCGAAUCUGAUUAUUAAUAUUUCUGCCAAGAAAAGGUCGGAUUUGCUUUGUCUUUGCGUUAAACAAGCUCGCAAUUUGGGUUCGGUUGAGUUGCUUAGCAUAUUGAAAUAUUUUCUAUGUCCACCUAAAGAUGGCUAUGCUAGUAUGGUUAAUGUGAGGAAGGAAUGGGAGAGUCAAGCUUUGCUGGCUAUUGAAAAGGCCAGACUCGGAAAGAAAUCACAGUUGGCCAAGGAGGCUGCGAUUUUGCUUAUGGUUGCGCAUGAUGGGUUUUCGGAUGCUGAGCUUUGUUUGCAUUAUUUGUUAGCUUCAAACAAUGUCGAUGAGGUGAUAUUGUCAUCUUCACUAAGUAGGUUAGUCGGUAAAGAGUUGAUGAAUUUGAUUCGGUACCUUGGGAAAUGGUUGAAAAAGUAUGAGAGGUUUCCUCAAGCCAUUCCAUAUCCUAAGGCAUCCUCUGUUUUGGGCUUGAAGAUCUGUGAUUGGGUGCCCAAGCUUGAAGAUGUCGCAAAAUGUCUUGGGUUUGUCGUGGAUGAGAACUUCUCUUCUUUGAUGUUACAUCCCGAGUUCCAUGAAGAACUCAAAUCCAUCGAGGGAGUUGUUAGUUCCCUUGCCUUUGAAGCAAAAUUUUGUUGUUCAAUGACAAAUGUAAUCGAGAAGUUGAGAGGAGAUUUGCAGAGCUAG